This is a messenger RNA of Nerophis ophidion (straightnose pipefish), 1768 nucleotides long. It is a transcript of the gene trmt61b, whose product is annotated as tRNA methyltransferase 61B. The coding region runs from base 215 to 1687 and encodes 490 amino acids. Lineage: Eukaryota; Metazoa; Chordata; Actinopteri; Syngnathiformes; Syngnathidae. The record is from RefSeq and is a predicted model, not a curated record. Gene Ontology annotation, cellular component: tRNA (m1A) methyltransferase complex. Gene Ontology annotation, biological process: tRNA methylation. The transcript is spliced from 7 exons.
AUGACGUCAUAUUCACGCGUUUUCCCGCAUGGUGACCUCUUCCCGGUGUAAACAUACAUGGUAACGUACAAUUCUUUCCAGUCAUCCACCGGGCUUAUUUCGCAUCCGAUAAAUGGUAAUUCAGCACGGUAUGUCGUUAUAUUCACUGUAAUUCAAUGUAUUUUUGAUUUGCCUUUGGUCCAUUAUAAUGAGGUUGUAGUUAACUUUAACCAUAAUGGCCAGUGUAGGAUUUUUGAUUUUGUACAGACUAACACGUUUUGCCUCAGCCAUGCCAGGAUAUCACAAAAACAAAGGUAUUUUCAUGCGUAUACAUUCAAGUACAAUGGACAUACAACGUUUUUCAACAGGCUGUUUGAAAAGCAACAAUGAUUCCAGAUACAACUCUGAUCCAUCACUCUUAAAUACCAAGCUGGUAUCUAAACUGUCGAGAAAGAGAUCUCUCUCUCCACUUGAGAGAGUCAGUAACCUGCUUCCCCAGGAUGUACUGAGCCCUGAGGUGACGCAGCUGAGAGAACAGUGGCAGCCACUUGAGGAGGAUGUAUGCAUGCAAAAAGAGCAUGCUGAUAUUUUGUCCACGCAAGAGCAAGGUCCUGUAUAUGACUCAAGAGAUGAAUCCCUGUUUAAACAGCACGAUUCAGGUGCAAGGGAUGAGUUGGAUGUGCAUGCACAGUUGGACACAUCAAAGACACCAUUAAGUGCAGAACAUUGUAUGCCACCUACUCUCCCACGAGAGACCACACUUUCAUACGGGGAGCAGUUAAUGGCGGUGUAUCAUGGGAAAAAGCAUGUGGAGUUCAGGAAGAUGUUCAAGCUUCAGACAGGAGCACGUCUGCACAGCAGCUGGGGGGUUGUCCUGCAUGAGGACAUAGCUGGGCAUCCAGCGGGCCAUUUCCAGAAGACAAACCGAGGGGUUCCUAUCUUCAUACGACGUGCCAGUUUGGAUGAGUAUGUGCUGAGUAUGAAGAGAGGUCCAGCUAUCUGCUACCCAAAGGAUGCCAACAUUAUGCUGAUGAUGAUGGACAUCACAGAGGGAGACUGUGUGCUGGAGUCGGGCACUGGUUCUGGGUCCAUGUCUCUGUUUUUGUCUCGAGCAGUGGGCUCCAGUGGCAGCGUGUUCAGCAUUGACGUCCGAGAGGAUCACCUCAAAAAAGCCAUGCUCAACUAUCAGCGUUGGCGGGACUCGUGGAGAGCGCGGCGUGGGGAGGAUUGGCCUGACAACGUUCAGUUCCAUAACGCCGACCUAUGCACGGCGAUGUCACUUUUGGCCGGUCAGGCAUUCAAUGCGGUUGCUCUUGAUCUGUUAAACCCACACCUUGUUUUACGGACAGUGAUUUCACAUCUGCACCCUGGCGCUGUAUGUGCCGUCUACCUUGCCAAUAUAACACAAGUCAUUGACCUACUGGAAGGGAUUCGGUGCUCAGCGCUCCCUUUGCUGUGUGAACGCAUCUUUGACAUUCCAUUUCGAGAUUGGCUAGUGGAACCAGCUUUCCAAAAAGAUGGGCAAUACUGCUUGAGAAAGGCUGCGGUUUCUAAAAAAGACCAGAAAGAAGAGGACACUUCAGAUCAGGCUGGACAAGUCACAGAACAACAUCCAGCCUUUGGGAGUAUUCCCUACAUUGCUCGACCUCACCCGGUGCAAUUGAGUCACACAGCGUUCCUGGUGAAACUAAGAAAGUUUGUGAGGUAGCUGCUCAGUCGGAAGAGAAGAUUGUCAUUUAAUCCAUAGUAAUUUGUAAUAUGUACAAAAUACAUCUUUUUUUUAAAAGGG